UCCUUUCCCUCUCCGCUCCCCAACGCCGCCUGGUCGCCAGCUCGCCGCCCCUGCUCACCGAUUGCCCUCGGCUGUGCAGCGAGGAGCGAGCAAGCAGCGGCGAGGCGAAGGCGAUGGAGGAGGAGAUCCGGGCGGAGUUCCAGAGCAGCGGCUUCUCCAUCGGGGGAGCCGGCCCCGAGGACGCCGCCAAGAUCCUCUCCACGCUGCUGACCUACUGCAUCAACUACAAGAUGAGCCGCGCGGACCUCGUCUCCAACUGGGAGGUCUAUUAUCUCAACAGGUCAGCUCAUCCCAGAUAACAUUACUGUAGCAUAUUUUGCAGCUGAGAUUAGGCUAUUCUUAGUGAGUGUCGUUUGAGUUCUGCUUUCUAUGAAAUUUGAUGAUAGCAUCUUUUGCUGUUUAAUUAAGCAUGCCAUUGUGAGGCUAUGCUGAUUAUUAUGGAUAAGAUGCUCUUGGCUCAAUGUUUAUUUCAUGGCUGGAGCAUAAACAACCACUCGCUCUUCCAGUUUAAUUACUUGGAAGAUCGGAUACGAAAACCAGCAAGCUUGUUUUCUGCAUCUGGGUUUUGUAGAGAACCUGCAGAUGCUACCCUUGCUUCAGAGGAGAAAAUGUUUGCAGUUGGUACAGUAGCCUGUGAUGGGGAAGGUCAUUUGAAUGAAAAGUCUAUCUUGCUACAGGGCAGUGUUCAACUCUCCAGGGGACAGCGUGUGCGCCUUGACUUGAAGGAUCUUGAUCACUUCUCUUUGUUUCCUGGGCAGGUGGUGGGUAUUGAAGGCCACAAUCCCAGUGGACACUGUUUUGUUGCAUCAAAAUUAAUUUAUUCCAUACCGGUCUCUGUGGAUGCUCAACUUCCUAGUGCUAAUAAACAGGCCAUUGAUAAUGAGAGCAACCAAAAUUCUGAUGCUGGCACUCUGUCAAGAGAAUUGUCAUCAGUCAUCACGGCAGGUCCCUAUACAAGAACCGAUAAUCUGUUGUUUGAGCCACUGCAAGAACUUCUUUCAUAUGCUUGUCGUAAGCAGCCUCAGCUGCUCAUAUUGACGGGACCCUUCAUUGACUCUGACCAUCCUGACAUAAAUGGAACUGCUGACCAGAGCUUUCAUGAUAUUUUCCAUUUUGAAAUUCUGAGAAAGAUUCCAGAUUUUACCCAGUAUCUGGGUAACACUGUCCGUGUGAUUCUCUUUCCAUCCAUGCGAGAUGCUCACCACGAAUUUGUUUUCCCGCAACCUGCAUUUGAUUUGAAUUUGCCAGAAGAUAUCACACAUCAGAUUACUUGUCUGGCAAAUCCAUGUCUCUUCAGUUCUAACGAGAUACAUUUUGGCUGUUGUACUGUGGACAUUCUGAAACAGCUCAGUGGUGAGGAAAUUUCUCGUAAGCCACCUGUCGGAAAGCCUGGAGACAGGAUUGGUAGACUUGCCUCACACAUAUUAAAGCAACAAAGUUAUUAUCCUCUAUAUCCUCCUGCUGCUGGUGUGCCAUUAGACUUCUGACUUGCUAAGGAAGCACUGGAGAUCUCAUCAGCACCAGAUGUUGUCCUUCUUCCUUCUGAUCUUGCACCAUUUGUGAAGGUACUUUCCCUUGGAAAAGGCAGCGAUGACCAGAAACGGUUUAUCUGUGUGAACCCUGGAAGGUUGGCAAAGGGUAUUGGUGGGGGCACAUUUGUGGAGCUUUACUACAAUGAGGGCAUCGACAAGACCAACGGCUCCAUCAUCUGCAUAUAGGAUUACUGUCGGGGCAUAUCACCUAUCAUGAAAAGAGGCUCUGCAAGGCUUCUUCUCUUGUUUGCCACGCCAGAAGCCCACCAAAAGGAAGGAUUGAAGUGGUAAGAUUUAUUUUUGUGGCAAGCUUUCUUGGCGACAUGUAAAUUAAGCUCGGAAAUCCAUCUCAACAUUUGUUAUCCCAGAAAGUUUUGCUUAACAUGUGGCAUUUCCCGUUCUAACUAUGUACCUGGGCUAAAAAGUUCAUAUUGUUGUCAACUAACAACUGACCUGGUUCUCUUCAGUCCUACUGUAUAUAUCAGGAAUCGGUUGGUCCAUCCCUGCUGUUUUCCAUGUAGCAUUGUCCAGAUUAAGUUGUAAUGCGCCUUUUCAGAUUAACAAAGUACUUGGACUAAAAAGUUAAUAUUAUUGUCAACAAGCAACUGAUCUGCUUCUCUUCA
This is a messenger RNA of Sorghum bicolor (sorghum), 2155 nucleotides long. Its product is annotated as DNA polymerase alpha subunit B. Gene Ontology annotation, molecular function: DNA binding. NCBI's taxonomy places the organism in Eukaryota, Viridiplantae, Streptophyta, Magnoliopsida, Poales, Poaceae. Gene Ontology annotation, biological process: DNA replication initiation; DNA replication. The record is from RefSeq and is a predicted model, not a curated record. Gene Ontology annotation, cellular component: alpha DNA polymerase:primase complex.